AUGGCCGACUCGUUCCCCCAACCGCUCUCGUUGCCGAAGCCUCACUCGGGUCCGACCUCAGUGACCAAUGUCACCGUCCAGCCUCUCCCGCUGGCUGCCAUACUCGAUCACCAUCUGCGUCGGCCUGACCAUCAGGACCGAGUCUUUGGCACAUUACUUGGUGUGAGGAAUACUGAGACCGGGGAAGUUGAGGUUCGCAGCAGUUUUGGUGUUCCAUACGCUGCUACCGGGCGAGAUGUUGCUGUCGAUUCUGAUCAUCAUCGGACAUUGCUUGAGUUGCACCAUCGUGUCAGCCCCAAGGAAGUUGUCGUGGGAUGGUAUGCUACAUCACCGAUACUCAACUCAUUCUCCUCCCUGAUUCAAGACUUCUAUAAUCUCGAGGCAGUUCCUUUACCAGCAAUCCACUUGACACUCGAUCCAGUCACGUUGACCUUCAAGACUUUUGUUUCCUCGCCGAUCGGUCUGACGACUCUGCAAACGUUGAAUCUACUGUUCAAGCCGAUCCCAUGCUCGCUGUCGAUCCCUACUGCCGAACGAACGACGAUGGAGCUUCUCACAAAACCGAUCCUGGGUGCCACCACUUCCAACCAAACCAUCGAAAGCGAUCUCAAAAUCCAGCAAUCGAAGAUCAUGGCUCAUCUCAAGGAACCUCUCAAAACCGAUCUCCCCAUGCAUCAUCUCCAUCAUCUGCUCACCAAGCUUAAAAACAUGCUCGACCAAGUAUUCGAAUACGUCCAGAAAGUCAAUAAGGGAGAAAUCAAAGGCAAUAACCAGGUUGGAAGGCUUUUACUCGACACCAUAGGCUCCUUACCGCUCGGCCUGCUACGAUCUCAAAGUGGAUCGGCCACCAAAGGUGGUGAUGCCCAUUCCCAAUUCGAGGAUGAUUUCCAAUCGCACAUUGCAGAUGUAUUGAUGGUAUCGUAUGUGGCGGCUUUAGUUAGGGACCAAGUAGAGAUUUCAUCGAGAUUGAACUUGCUCGUAUCUUGA
Messenger RNA from Puccinia triticina, 987 nucleotides. RefSeq lists its product as uncharacterized. Gene Ontology annotation, biological process: translational initiation. Gene Ontology annotation, cellular component: eukaryotic translation initiation factor 3 complex, eIF3m. Gene Ontology annotation, molecular function: metallopeptidase activity; translation initiation factor activity; translation initiation factor binding. The transcript has 4 exons. Lineage: Eukaryota; Fungi; Basidiomycota; Pucciniomycetes; Pucciniales; Pucciniaceae. The record is from RefSeq and is a predicted model, not a curated record. The coding region runs from base 1 to 987 and encodes 328 amino acids.